Messenger RNA from Ilex paraguariensis (yerba mate), 3018 nucleotides. The record is from the annotation of a GenBank genome assembly. Lineage: Eukaryota; Viridiplantae; Streptophyta; Magnoliopsida; Aquifoliales; Aquifoliaceae.
CACUGACCUGAGUUUCCAAGUAAGUUCCCACAUAAAUCAACGGAAACGAAAGAUAACUACGACGUCGGCCCACCAUACAAUUCGUCAGCUGUCACAAUCAUUGUACUCGGUCAAUGUUAAUGUAAUAAGCACUCCUAUUUUACUACUACUAUUGGGGAUACCACUCUUCAAACGCGCACGAGAGAGAAGCUUGAGUUUGUAGUUUGCAGCAUUUUAAAAGUCAUCGCCGGCACGGAAGCUCGUGGAAGUGCCUCGAAAACCUCGAACUCACUUCUUAUCUACUUCUUCUCUCACGUUUUCAGGUACCAUAAUAGUUUUGAUUUGAUAUGAUUUUGUGUUUGUACUAGUAAAGCAUUUGGAUUGUUUCCCUUCUUUUCGAAGUCAAAGAAGUUUCGGUUUUGUAAGCUGUACGCGUUUUUAGAAAGAAACUCGUUUUCUCGUCUACACAAGCACGCGAACUCACUUUCCAUCUCUCCAUUUUCUUUCCCCUCUCUCUCUCUCUUGGUAUUCCACUCGGUUCCUCAAAUUCUGGGUUGUUGGGGGGCAAAAAAAAAAAUUGGUUUCUUUUGGGUUUGUUUGAGGCGUUCGAGUUCUGCUUUCGCUCGAGUCAACUCGGUUUGUGGUCAGAAGAUUGGAGAAGUCUUUUUGGAAGAACAUCAUCUUGUUCUGGUUUGAUCCCAGUUUGCAAGAAGAAAAUCUGGGUUUUGAUUUUGAUUUUGAUUUUGCUGCAAUGAUCGAGCGUUGGAGAUUCAGUGAACACCGGUUGGCGGUGUUGAUGGUGGUGAUAUGUUUGGUGUAUCAGAAUUUGGAAUUGUGUAGGUCUCUCAAUGAUGAAGGUUUGGCUCUGUUGAGAUUUAAAGAGGGCGUUGUGAAUGAUCCAUUUGGGGCGUUGACAAAUUGGAAUGAUGAUGUUGGGGUGAUCAAUCCAUGUUCAUGGUCUGGUGUUGAGUGCUCUGAUGGAAGUGUUGUUGUCUUGAACCUGAAAGAUCACCGCAUUGAGGGAACGCUAGCACCUGUUCUUGGAAGUCUGUUUCAUAUAAAGUCUAUAAUUUUACGCAACAACUCCUUUUCUGGUACAAUUCCUGGAGAGAUUGGAAACUUGAAAGAGUUGGAGAUGUUAGAUCUUGGAUACAAUAACUUUAACGGACCACUUCCAUUUGACCUUGGAAAUAAUCUGUCACUGGCAAUCCUUUUACUUGACAACAAUGAGCUUUUUGGUAGCAUGUCUCCUGAAAUUAAUGAGCUCCAAUUGCUCUCUGAGGUUCAGGUGGAUGAGAACCAGCUGUCUCCUGCUCUAUCUUUCAAUGAAAGACCACACUCAUGGAGUAUCGCUCACACUAGAGAUGUAGAACGACGGAGACUGCUACAAGCAGCUGAUAAUGAUCGGCCAUCGAUUAAUGGACGGCUUUUACAACCCUUCAGGCCACUACCUGCCCCAUCACCCUCACCAUCAUUAGGGUCACCAUCAUCCUCUCCUUCCCCAUCUCCUGCACCGUCUACAACACCAAACCUGGCUUCCCCUGCUCCCAAAGUCUCUGUUACUCCACAUUCACCUUCCGGCUCAACGUCUUCCCUUCCAGAAGGCCCCAAAAAUUCCAGGCCAAAGCAUCAUCAAGCUCUGAUAUUGUCUGCAGCCAUAGGAGGUCCAGCUCUGCUUUUCAUUUUCGUCAUUGGCAUACUCUUCUGUCGAAGCAGUAAGAUGGCAACUGUAAAACCUUGGGCCACUGGAUUAAGUGGGCAGCUGCAGAAAGCAUUUGUAACUGGUGUGCCAAAGCUCAAGAGAUCAGAGCUUGAGACAGCUUGUGAAGAUUUUAGCAAUGUCAUUGGUUCUUCAUCACUUGGCACUGUAUAUAAAGGGACAUUGUCCAAUGGUGUUGAAAUAGCUGUGACAACUCUUGCGGUGGCAUUUGCGAAGGAUUGGUCAAACAAACUGGAAGCUCAGUUCAGGAAGAAGAUUGACACAUUAUCAAAAGUGAACCACAAGAACUUCAUGAACCUUCUUGGGUAUUGUGAGGAAGAGGAACCUUUUACUAGAAUGAUGGUUUUUGAGUAUGCUCCUAAUGGAACACUCUUUGAGCAUCUACACAUAAAAGAAUCGGAGCACUUGGACUGGGGAAUGCGGAUGAGGAUCAUAAUGGGCAUUGCAUACUGCCUUGAUCAUAUGCACCAACUGGCACCUCCUAUAGCCCACAAGAAUCUGAACUCAUUGACUGUGUAUCUCACGGAAGACUAUGCUGCCAAGGUAUCGGAUUUUGGUUUUUGGAAUGAGGUAGCUCCAGCUGAGAUGGAAUCAAAUCCGCAAAAUAAUGUCUACAGCUUGGGUGUCAUAUUAUUUGAGAUGGUAACUGGUAGGCUCCCUUAUUCAGUUGACAGUAGCUCAAUCGAGGACUGGGCAUCUGACUAUGUAAGAGGGGAACAACCCCUUACAGAAAUGGUGGAUGCUACUUUAAAUUCCUGGGACACAGAGCAGCUUGCAAAUAUUGGUGAAGUAAUAAAAUUCUGCGUCCACCCUGACCCGAGACACAGACCGGUAAUGAGAGAGGUCACUGGAAGAUUGAGAGAGAUAACAGGAAUAGGACCUGAUGGAGCAAUCCCAAAAAUUUCUCCUCUUUGGUGGGCAGAGCUGGAAAUUCUGUCUGCAGAAGCAAGCUAACGAAUGAAAUUGAACUUGUGAGUUACUAUGAGCCUGUUUUUUUUCCUUACCCUCGUGUGGUGAGGCUUAAAACGAUUGCCCUUAGAUGUUUAUAGCUUGGACAUAUUACAUGGACAUGAGAGCUGUGCAUAACUGAGUGGGAAAAAAGUGGUGACUCAUUUUUCUAUUGGUUUUUGUGAUUAGAAAAUGUCAAUCAAUACAGAAACCAGGAAAAAAAAAAAAACAAAACUCGAGCAAAUAUAUCUGUGAAAAUAUCUAUAACUCUCAAAUUGAAGUCGUAUAAGAGACAUUCUAGUUGAUUCAAUGCAUUCAAUUGAUAGACAAUUGUGUGAUUCCCGAGUUUAUAUUAUAGUUUCAAGUUCAAA